Messenger RNA from Neltuma alba, 1768 nucleotides. Its product is annotated as isocitrate lyase 2. Gene Ontology annotation, cellular component: glyoxysome. The record is from RefSeq and is a predicted model, not a curated record. Gene Ontology annotation, molecular function: isocitrate lyase activity. The transcript is spliced from 4 exons. Lineage: Eukaryota; Viridiplantae; Streptophyta; Magnoliopsida; Fabales; Fabaceae. The coding region runs from base 27 to 1754 and encodes 575 amino acids. Gene Ontology annotation, biological process: carboxylic acid metabolic process.
AGAAAAGAGAAGUUUUAUAUAUAUCCAUGGCUACAUCUUUCUCUGCGCCCUCCUUGAUGAUGGAAGAGGAAGCAAGGUUUGAAGCUGAAGUAGCAGAGGUGCAAGCAUGGUGGAACUCGGAGAGGUUCAGGCUAACCCGGCGACCGUAUUCGGCGAGGGACGUAGUGGCCCUGCGAGGCAACCUCAGGCAAACCUAUGGGUCCAACGAGAUGGCCAAGAAGCUAUGGCGAACCCUCAAGACCCAUCAAGCCAAUGGCACAGCCUCAAGGACCUUUGGUGCACUCGAUCCUGUUCAGGUCACCCAAAUGGCUCACCACUUGGAUACCAUCUACGUCUCCGGCUGGCAAUGUUCCUCCACCGCCGCCACCACCAACGAACCCGGCCCCGACCUCGCCGAUUACCCUUACGAUACCGUCCCCAACAAGGUUGAACACCUAUUCUUUGCCCAGCAAUUCCAUGACAGAAAACAGAGAGAAGAAAGAAUGAGAAUGAGCAGAGAAGAAAGAGCCAGAACCCCAUAUGUUGAUUACUUGAGACCCAUCAUAGCCGAUGGCGAUACCGGCUUUGGCGGCACUACAGCCACUGUCAAGCUCUGCAAGCUUUUUGUUGAACGUGGUGCUGCCGGUGUCCACAUCGAAGAUCAAUCCUCUGUGACCAAAAAAUGUGGUCACAUGGCAGGAAAAGUUCUAGUGGCCAUUAGUGAACACAUCAAUAGGCUUGUGGCUGCGAGGCUGCAAUUUGAUGUGAUGGGAGUGGAAACAGUACUGGUGGCUAGAACUGAUGCAGAAGCAGCUACUCUGAUUCAGUCUAAUAUAGACACAAGGGACCAUCAGUUUAUACUGGGUGUGACCAACCCGAGCCUGAAAGGAAAAAGCUUGGCCACUCUUAUGGCAGAGAAUAUGGCUGCGGGGAAAAACGGGGCUGAGCUUCAGGCUAUUGAAGACCAGUGGCUAUCAAUAGCAAGGUUGAAAACUUUUUCUGAGGCAGUUGAAGAUGCAAUUAAGAGCAUGAGUAUUGGGAAAGAAGAUAAGAAAAGGAGGUUGAAUGAAUGGAUGCGAUAUUCGAGUUAUGAGAAGUGUCUGUCUAAUGAGGAAGGAAGAGAGAUUGCUGAGAGAUUGGGCGUGAGAAACCUCUUCUGGGAUUGGGACUUGCCUAGAACAAGAGAAGGGUUUUACAGAUUCAAAGGGUCUGUUAUGGCAGCAAUCGUACGUGGAUGGUCUUUUGCUCCACAUGCUGAUUUGCUAUGGAUGGAAACCAAACACCCCAAUUUGGUUGAGUGUGCCCAAUUUGCUGAAGGGGUGAAGUCUAAAUACCCAGAGAUAAUGCUGGGUUAUAAUCUUUCUCCAUCAUUUAACUGGGAUGCUUCUGGGAUGACUGAUGAACAAAUGAUUGAGUUCAUACCCAGAAUUGCAAAGUUGGGGUACGUGUGGCAGUUCAUAACUGUGGGUGGUUUACACUCAAAUGCACUAAUUACUUCAACAUUUGCAAGGGAUUUUGCAAAGAGGGGAAUGCUGGCUUAUGUAGAGAAGAUUCAGAGAGAGGAGAGAAAUAAUGGGGUUGAUACACUUGCUCAUCAGAAAUGGGCAGGGGCUAAUUAUUAUGAUAAGUACCUUAAGACUGUGCAGGGAGGAGUGGCGUCAACUGCCGCAAUGGGCAAAGGAGUGACUGAGGAGCAAUUCAAGCAAACUUGGACUAGACCUGGAACAGUGGAUAUUGGUGGAGGGACUGUGGUCGUUGCCAAGGCCAGAAUGUAGAAUCGAACCAAUUC